This is a messenger RNA of Knipowitschia caucasica, 1101 nucleotides long. The record is from the annotation of a GenBank genome assembly. NCBI's taxonomy places the organism in Eukaryota, Metazoa, Chordata, Actinopteri, Gobiiformes, Gobiidae.
AUGCAAAGAAGUAAACGGGACAUCCUGGAGAGACUGAAUGCAGGGGAGCUGAUAGUUGGUGAUGGUGGGAUGGUGCUACAGCUGGAGAGACGGGGUUAUGUGAAGGCUGGACAAUGGACUCCAGAAGCAGCUGUGGAACAUCCAGAAGCAGUGCGGCAGCUGCACAGAGAGUUCCUCAGGGCUGGGGCUGAUGUGCUUCAAACAUUUACCUUUUACUGCAGCGAAGACAAACUGGAGCUGAGUGGAAAUGUCACCAACAUCACUGGUGCUCAGAUAAAUGAGGCAGCCUGUGACUUGGCCAGAGCGGUGGCUGAUGAGGGCGAUGCUCUUGUGGCUGGCUGUGUGUCUCAAACUCCCUGUUAUCUGGAGAAUCGCAGCGAGGCUGUGGUCAAGUCUCUGUUUAAGAAACAGAUGCAAGAAUUUCUUAAAAAAGAUAUUGACUUCUUCAUAGCUGAGUUCUUCAGAUAUGCAGAGGAAGCUGCUUGGGCCGUAGAGGUCCUGAAGACCAGUGGUAAAACAGUGGGGGCCACAAUGUGCAUCUCUCCUCAUGGGGACAUGGACGGAUUACCUCCUGGAGACUGUGCCGUCCGCCUGGUCAAAGCAGGAGCUGAUAUUGUUGGAGUGAACUGUCACUUGGACCCGACGGCCUGUAUCCAAACAGUGAAGCUGAUGAGAGAGGGGCUGAACCAGGCAGGGCUCAAAGCCCACCUCAUGAUCCAGCCUCUGGGGUGUCACACUCCUGAAUGUAAUCUGACCGGCUACAUCAGUUUGCCAGAGUACCCUUUUGCGCUGGAGUGCAGGACGCUGACUCGCUGGGACGUGCACAAAUACGCCAGAGAGGCAUACGAGGCUGGGAUCCGUUAUAUUGGAGGCUGUUGUGGCUUUGAGGCGUAUCACAUCAGAGCCAUAUCAGAGGAGCUGCGGACGGAGAGAGGCUUUCUCCCACCUGCAUCAGACAAACAUGGCCUGUGGGGGGCAGCACUGGACAUGCACACCAAACCCUGGGUCAGGGCCAGGGCUUGUAGAGAAUAUUGGGAACAUCUUCUACCUGCGUCUGGGAGACCCAAAUGUCCAUCCAUGGCCAAACCAGCAGACGAAUGA